This is a messenger RNA of Verruconis gallopava, 694 nucleotides long. RefSeq lists its product as uncharacterized. Lineage: Eukaryota; Fungi; Ascomycota; Dothideomycetes; Venturiales; Sympoventuriaceae. The coding region runs from base 152 to 607 and encodes 151 amino acids. Gene Ontology annotation, cellular component: membrane. The transcript is spliced from 3 exons. The record is from RefSeq and is a predicted model, not a curated record.
AUGGUUUCGAAUGUGUCGCUAAGGAACAUUAAAGCCGAUGUUGACUUCCCCAUAUUAACGCUGCUGCAUUCUUUCAUCCAUAAAAAAGAAAAAUAAUUACCAAGAUACCUGCUUAGUCCGUGCCAACACGGUACAGAACAUUUGCUGCACCAUGUCACCAUAUUCCGACGCGCUGUACCGCGUGGUUUACGCGUGGGCUCUCACUUUCGCGCCACAUGUGUUCAAAGUCACAUCUCUGGGCGCUGGUGGCUACAAGUGGGACAACAGACUGGGCCGUAACAAUAUGGGCCGUGACCUCAAGGUAGACGAUGCUGUUCUCGCGCGUGCAAAGCGUGCCGACGCUGCACACCAGAACGGGCACGAAUCUCUCUUGCUCUUUGCGCCCGCUGUAGUGGCUGCGAUUUCCGCUGGGGUUAGCGGCGAUGAAGUCGACAAGUUCACCAAGCUUUAUCUUUUGUUUAGGGCUAUUUAUGUCGUUGUGUACAUCGCCAACAGUAGCAACAAUCUGCUAGCAACCCUGCGGACCGGUGUAUGGGGUGGUAGCGUGUACUGCAGCAUUACGCUGCUGUUGCGGGCUGCUAAACUUCUAGCCGCCAAGAACCUAUAACGCGCCAUCUAUGCUUUUGCGCGCCUCUGUGUAAAUAUAACGCACCAAGGCAGAUAUGAAAAAAUCAUCGCUUGACGCAAAGAUCGC